Molecule: messenger RNA, 2559 nt
Organism: Penicillium olsonii
Lineage: Eukaryota; Fungi; Ascomycota; Eurotiomycetes; Eurotiales; Aspergillaceae
Source: the annotation of a GenBank genome assembly
AUGUACCUCUUCGGUCGACUAGCAAAGAGACCCCAUAAGCGAAAAAUUGGCACCGUCAAUCAGCCUACAGACGACAUGGCUUCUGGGUCCUCGCCCACCGAGUCCUCGGUUUACGAGUACUACCCGAUCAAACCUCGGUAUCCGACCAGUGAUUCCGAUCCCAAGGAUGGUAUCAAUCGCAAGGUCUUUGUUCGACAGAACAUCGACGAAUGGAGCAGCAAGAAGAUAAACAAGAAACAGGUGGAUCUCUUCAUCCUCGCUCUGGCUAGACUUCAAAAGCUAGAUCCCAAAGAAAGGAUCUCGUACUUUCAGAUCGCCGGUAUUCACGGCCAGCCAUUCGCUCGAUGGGAUGACCCUAGCCCAGAGCCCAUGAAGAAUGGCUACUGUUUCCAUUCCCAUGUCAUCUUUCCCAUUUGGCAUCGGCCAUAUGUAUUCCUUUUCGAGCAUGUCCUGUACGACAUCAUGGUGAACGACAUCAUCCCACGGUUCCCCGAAGACCGUCAAGAUGGAUGGAGGGAGCAGGCCGAGUCAUGGCGUCUCCCAUUCUGGGACUGGGCGCGAAAUGGUCGAGUCCCGGAUCUGGCGAAGUAUCCCACUAUCACUGUUCCAAAACCAGAGGGAGGCACAGUGCGCAUUGAUAACCCGCUGUUCCAAUUCCGCAUGCCUACAGACCAGCCUAUGCGAAGCGAGGGCGUAGGCACUGAGAACACAUGGCAAGACGAUGCGGAGCAGGAAGAUUACAAGAACUUCGGAAACGCGAUCGGAACCAGUCGUUGGCCCGAUGAGGAUGACCAGAAUCCAAACAGCGAGGGUUGGCGACAUGGUGUUGUCAAUAACCGUAAAGUUGCGGAUGCGUUCAACUCGCACGAAGGAUACAACGAUAAGAACCAUGGUCCUGCCGCUGAGAUGGUCUAUCGGUUGCUCACUGUCCCUAUGGACUAUACCACUUUCGCCAGCACCAAUCCGACUUCGAAGGAUCAGAAUGUCGAAGAGGAUUUGAACAUUGAAUAUAUCCAUAACAACAUUCACGGUUGGGCAGGUGACGCUGGUCAUAUGGGAAAUGUCCCUGUUGCCGCAUUCGACCCACUGUUCUUCCUACACCACUGCAACAUUGAUCGUCUCUUCGCAAUCUGGCAAGCACUGAAUCCCGAUAAGUGGCUUGAUAACGUCCACGGAGACAACGCGACCAUUCGCGACUCACAUGGCAAAGAGCAGGCCGUGAAUGAUCAAACUCCCCUCCAACCAUUCCGCAAAGAUGAAGACGGAAGCUACUGGAGCCCAGAAGGAGUCCGACAUACCCCAAAUCUCGGAUACUCCUAUCCCGAGCUCCCUCGGUGGGAUGCGCAGUAUCGGCAACAGGACGGAGCGCUGGAUCAGGUUGCAUUCCAGAAGAGUAUCAUCUCGACUGUCAACACUUAUUACGGUGUCUCUCGUGAUCUAGCUUUGGAUCCCAAAGCUCCUGUCCCGGAGGGUGUUGCGGCAAUUGAUGGUGGGCUCCAGGUGUCUGAUUUUGCUUUCAGUAUUCGAUUCUUGAAGUAUGCCCUCGGUGGUCAGCCGUUCUGGGUCAAGUUGUACCUCGCUCAGGAGGAGGGCGUACAGACUCCACUCACGGACCUGAUCGCUGAAGUAUACAACUUCAGUCAAAAGCCAGAACUGGACGGUGCGGUCGUCUGCGGAAAUUGCACUGAUGGACAGAAGGCGAAGGUCAAAUCCACUGCUUAUAUUCCCAUCACGCCUGUGCUCUUCAAGCUUGCCAGAAGUGGAAGAAAGCUGAAGUCAUUAUCUCGCGACGAGGUUCUGGAGUAUAUCAGGAAGCGAGCAUACUGGCGAGUAUUCAAGCACGGGAAAGAACUUCCACGGUACGAUGUCGAAAAGCUCGACCUCGAGAUCAUCGGUAGCAGCAACGACACCAAAGUCUUCGAGGAUCCCACCAAGCCACCUGCAUUCGAAAACUUCAAGAAAGAACCAACCAUCACCGGUGGUGCGGAUGGUGCGCUUGACCCGGAGUUGAAGCAGCCGAAGAUUGAACCCCCUGCUCCUCAACCCAAGCGUCCAAAGGCGAACCUGCCUCUUUACGGUAGCCUCCGCUUCCCCCGUAUCCUCAAAGCCGACAGUGUUAUUCUCCUCGAGUCAUCCAGCGUGGACCUUUCGACUCCCGAUUCCAAGAUUGAUAUGACUCAGAUCUCCAUCAAAGAUGCCAACGACGACACCAUCUUCCACAUUUCUAUCCGUCGUGGACAAGGGGAGAUUAUCUUCAAUUCUAAGCUGGACGGAUCUUGGGGCGAGGAAGAACGCAUCCCUAUCGGGAGUCGAUUCGAAAAUGAAGAGGGUGCUACGAUCUUGAUCCACGAUCAAGGCAAUGGCUAUGAAGUUUCCAUCGACUGGGUCCAUGCCCUGUGGUUCGCUAAACGUGCCGAUGGCCGGACGGCGCAGUCGAUUUGGUAUGGCCUUGGAGACAAGCAGGGAACAUCUACCUUGUCGGAAGAUCUUGAAGUGCGCACAUAUCCUUCUAUGAAGGCGCUGUUCCUUCAGAAGCAUUCUCAUGAAGAGGAGAAAUGA